Messenger RNA from Kluyveromyces lactis, 3276 nucleotides. RefSeq names its product Vhc1p (gene VHC1). Gene Ontology annotation, biological process: chloride ion homeostasis; chloride transmembrane transport; cell volume homeostasis. The transcript has a single exon. The record is from RefSeq and is a predicted model, not a curated record. Bases 1 to 3276 code for a protein of 1091 amino acids. Gene Ontology annotation, molecular function: potassium:chloride symporter activity. NCBI's taxonomy places the organism in Eukaryota, Fungi, Ascomycota, Saccharomycetes, Saccharomycetales, Saccharomycetaceae. Gene Ontology annotation, cellular component: membrane.
AUGUCUAAGUUCUAUGAACUACCGGGUUCGCACCUUCCGUCACAAUCAGAGCGCUCACCGUUGCUUAAGAGAAGGUCGAGUUUAACGUAUUUCAAAUAUCAAGACACACCGUUACAACAAGAACAAUCUUCAAAAUAUGAUCUAGAGAAUCCCCAUAGAAAUAAAUUGGGAACAUUCGAUGGAGUAUUUAUACCCACUACGUUAAAUGUGCUCUCAAUUUUAAUGUUCUUGAGAUUUGGUUUCAUAAUAGGACAGAUGGGUAUUUUGGGAACAUUUCUAUUGUUAAUCUUAUCUUUUAUCAUUGAUGUAUCAACCACAUUGAGCAUUUCAGCUAUAUCGACCAACGGUACAGUGAGAGGUGGUGGUGCAUAUUACAUGAUUUCACGAUGCCUAGGUCCUGAAUUUGGAGGUUCUAUUGGUCUUAUCUUUUUCAUUGGCCAAAUUUUGAAUAGUGGUAUGAACAUAGUUGGUAUCGUGGAACCGUUGUUAUACAAUUUUGGUAUCUCGGAAGGUGUGCUAACUCAAGUACUUCCAGAAGGGCAUUGGUACCAAUUUGGAUACUCUACGGUUUUGCUUCUGUUAUGUCUGGCGGUGGCUAUGAUUGGUUCACAGACUGUCUCGCGUGCUGGUAACGUUCUAUUCUGGUUGCUAUUGGCUUCUACAAUCUCGAUUCCUAUCUCUGUUUUAUUUGUGAAGCCUUUCGAACUUAAUGGAAUCGUGUACACAGGACCGUCUUUACAGAUACUCAAACAAAAUCUAUAUCCGAAGUUUACAAAGGGUGCAGCAGGCUCGGUGUUGAAGGGUUACGAAACGUUCAAUGAUCUAUUCGGGAUUUUUUUUCCAGCUACGGCAGGAAUAUUUGCUGGCGCCGGUAUGUCCAGUGAAUUGCGUAAGCCUUCCAAAUCCAUACCUAAGGGAACCCUUUGGGGCCUUCUGUUAACCUUCGUGUGUUAUUCGCUUGUCAUUAUAUCCUUAGGCUGUUCAGUCCCAAAAAAAUCCUUGCAUAAAGACGUGCAAAUUAUACAGACCGUGUCCGGUUUCCAAAGCAUCAUUCUGGUCGGUGAACUUUCCACUUCUCUAUUCUCCGUCAUAGUGGGUAUGGUAGGUGCUGCUUAUGUGUUGGAAGCAAUCUCAAAGGAUAACAUUUUGCCUGGUAUCUCAAUAUUUGGCAGAAAUCCAGUACUUUGCUUACUUUUCUCAUGGUUUCUAACUCAGAUGUGCUUGUUUUCGGAUGUGAACAAAAUUGCUACAUUCAUCACAAUGACUUUCUUAAUGACGUUCAUUAUCAUGAAUAUGGCAUGUUUCUUGUUGGAAAUUUCAUCAGCUCCGAACUUCAGACCAUCUUUCAAAUGGUUCAAUAGAUACACAGCAUUCCUGGGCGCUAUGUUCUGUAUCAUAGCCAUGUACGUUGUGGACAAUGUUUCAGCCUCUGCUGUUAUAUCUUCUCUAUGUCUAUUAUUUGUCAUUAUCCACUAUUUUUGUCCACCAAAACCCUGGGGUGAUGUUUCUCAAUCAUUAAUCUACCAUCAAGUGAGAAAAUAUCUAUUGAGAUUAAGACAAGACAACGUAAAAUAUUGGAGACCUCAAGUUUUGCUUAUGGUUGACAAUCCAAGGACAAGUUGGAACCUGAUCAAGUUCUGUAAUCAUUUGAAAAAAGGUGGCUUGUAUAUCCUAGGCCAUGUUACAGUAGCGUCAAAUUUCCAAUCUGAGUAUCAGGAACUCAAUAAGCAAAUGAGAGCCUGGGUAAAUAUCAGGGAUAUGGCCGGUAUUAAAGCCUUUGUUCAAAUUGGGAUGGGACCUACUCUACCUUGGGGCAUCAGAAACGUUUUCAUGGGUUCCGGUUUGGGAGGCAUGAAGCCCAAUAUCACUGUGCUUGGAUUUUUUGAUUUAAACAAUUAUUUACAGAAGAAAAGACCGCAUGGUGUCGGCGCUUCUAGCCCUUUAAGGGAAGAUAUGAACUUCAGAGUGACAAAGUACAAAGACUCUAUUUCGAUAGAAAUGCCAAGUCAUCCUGAAUUUGAGUCCCUACCUACAGAUGAGUGUAAAAAUGAGGAGAAAGUCAAACUUCAACAAUGGGUUCAGGUUAUUGAAGAUCUCUCAUUAAUGCGUAGUAACAUUGCGGUUGCUUAUGGAUUCAAAAACUUGCAGCUUCCUCAAAAGAACGAAACAAGGGAUACUAAAGGAUACAUAGACCUCUAUCCAAUCCAAAUGUCCGCAACAAUUGUUAAUGAGAAUUCUUCAGGAGAAGUUACAACUACUAACUUCGACACGUAUACCCUUAUAUUACAAUUGGGGGCAAUAUUAACUACCGUUCCCGAUUGGCAUAGAACUCACCAGCUCCGUGUAAUAGUAUUCGUUGAAAAUGAAAGAGAACGUUACGAUGAGAAAAAGAGAAUCGAUGCUUUACUUUCGGUGCUUAGAAUCGAAGCUGAAGUUCUGGUCUUAUCAUUGGACCAGUUCAGAGUGUACAAUACCAUUGUCAAGGCAGAUAUAAUUGCCAAGAAAUGUGUUGAUGAAGCCCUCAAGAAUGACGACUGGUGGAGAGAAUUAGUCGAUGCGAGAACAAGACAACAUUCUAAUAGGAAAUUCACUACUACAGAGCCAACAAGUAUCAAGAUCAAUGGCAACCAUUUGAAAAAGAAAUAUGAUGUUUCAAAUUUGCAGAGACUAGGAGUAUCAUUGACAAUGGCUUCCAGCAUGCCUGCUACGGAUAUGGCUGGUAAUGAAUCGGAAUACGAGUCCGAUUACGCCGUGGGAGCCUAUGAAUCAAACUCUACUCUAUUGAGCAAUGGCGAUCAAAAUCAGAGCAUUCAUCCUGUUCGCUCAAUGAAAGCUCUUGAUAACGCAUCAAUAAGAUCAAACAGACCUGUAUUUUCGAGCAAAGCAAUGCCAAAAACAAAAGUGAUUGAAGAGGCCACUGGUCAGCAACCUACAUUAGUUCCUGUCAUUGAUCAUACUACUGAUAUCAAGCAGAAUCCUGUGUUGCAUCCGAUAUCACCAUGUCAAUCUAGUGCAGAUCUCACCGGCAGCUCGGAUGAACUCACGUUCAAUAUGUUACCAAGUAGGGUACAGCAUCUAAUUUUGCAUGAUAUGAUGACACAAGUUUCCUCUAAGUCAAACUUGUUGCUUUCGACCCUACCUUUGCCUCCUUUGGGAACACAUAAAAAUGAACUGGCAAGUCUAGAGUAUGUGCAAAAUAUUGAUAUUUGGUUGGAUGGAUUACCACCAACUAUACUAAUAAACUCACAAUCUAUGACUGUCACAACAGCAUUAUAG